Messenger RNA from Fopius arisanus, 668 nucleotides. RefSeq lists its product as uncharacterized. NCBI's taxonomy places the organism in Eukaryota, Metazoa, Arthropoda, Insecta, Hymenoptera, Braconidae. The coding region runs from base 120 to 434 and encodes 104 amino acids. The record is from RefSeq and is a predicted model, not a curated record. The transcript is spliced from 5 exons.
CAGAGUGAGGAGACAUUGGCUGGAGAUCGAUGGAUAAUCGAGUUGGAGAUUGCUGAGGGCAUGGAGACGACUGAGGUGCCUGAGAUAUCUGGAGGAAUGAACGAGUGAGAAAGACAAUCAUGGAUUCGGCGAUCAUCAAUCAUGGAUUCGGCGAUCAUCAAUCAUGGAUCCGGCGAUCAUCGAGCGGCACAGAAAUAUCAUCGACAUCACCGGUGACAGAUUGUCAUCGGCAUCACUGGUACGGGGUCACAGCAUUUUUCCGGAAUUCGUGGUCAGGAGAAGAAUUCGGUUACAGGUACUGGAAUUAUAUAAGUCAACGGGAACAUGGGGGUUUGAGCACGUGUCGGGUAUAUCUCAUACUUGCGGAUGACAAAUACACAUAUAAAGCCACGUAUGUGCACAGUACAUACGCUACCUUGGGUACCACGUGUUAACUAGGCUAACCAAGAUAAUCGCUCAUUACGAGUGUUUAGCGUUUAACUCAAAACAGUGGUAACCAAAGGAGUCGAAGGAUUUGUGGCUUUGGUCAUCCAAAGGGUAAAUUCCCACCGCAAAUUACCAUGAAAAUCGAGGAGAUAUUUACUGACAUUUCGAAAUUUGGAAAUUUUCAAAAAAGUAUUAGGAGAACAUGACAAUCGAGGAGGUAUUCGUUGAUGUUGGAAUAUAGC